AUGGCGACAAGAGCGCUCUGUUUCUGGCUUCUGGCUAGCUUAGCGAGGUCUUCUGAACCCCUUGAUCUGUGGCUCAUCUGGACAGACCGCGAUGGGGCUGACUUCUUUUUCACCUCCAGCACAUGCGCAACGGUUGCCCUGCCUGAUGCGAGCAUUGUAGGGAAUGAGCUGGCUGCCCCGCCAAGCAAUGGUGGAAUUAGUGACAUGCUCUUCUUUGUGGAUACCUUCGAGUUCGUCUUUGUGGAAGGCGGCAAGCUGGUUCGGGCAUGGAUGGACAAGACGGGUCGAUCUGAGCUUGGCCCCUUGCCGGGAGACGCUCCCGAGCCCAUCGUGUGGAAUACAAGCGCCACCGGCCCAAGCCUGGGAGAGGAAGGGGCCCUCGCAUGGACCCAGGAUGCUGGUCUGGCAAUGGUGUUCUUUGCAUCUUCGUUAACGAAGAAGCUUUGGGUUUCAAAUCUCAGCUCUGUCCCACCUCGAGAUGCCUCUCACUUGGGCCCAUGGAUGGAGCUGGUGCAGGGCCAGGACACAAGCGCCCGGCCCCAAAUCCCCGUGUUGGUGGCCAAGGACGGUAGGAUGCUUUGGAGCGAUGAGAUCGCGCUGAGGAGCUGGAAGGCAGUGGACGCCUUGAAUGACGCCUCGGCUGGCGGCAGUUCCGGUUCAACCGUGGCUCAGCUUGGCCUUGGUUCGGACGCAUGGGGCGAGUUGUUGGCGGCAGAGGCGUCCCACGAUGGAGGCUUGCUGUGGGUUCGCCGAGUAGAUGGCAACCCACCCCAGCUUGAGCACGUACUACAUCUAGAUUCCUUGAUCGAUGGACCUGGUGCAAACUAUGCCUCCGGUAAUGUACGGCUGCUGCAUCGCUUCUCAGAGAAUGAUGAGCCUUCUGCCAUAGCAGUUCCCCCAAGUCCAGGGCCAGGCCUACCAUACAUGGGAAAUCUGACGGCCUUGUUUCAGCAGGUGUAUUUCUCGAUCCUGGGGCCGGAAGCACAAGCUCGUGUCGACCAUUUGUCUCUUGACACUGGCGAAGUCUCCACAGUCGUCUUUGCCGGGGGCAUCGAGCGGCGUGGGGCGAACCCAGCUCGGCCGGGCGCACUGAGCAUAUAUCCCAUGCCGGAUGUUUGCGUCAAUGUUGGCUGCCUCUACCUUGAGAAUGCCUUCAGCCACUGCGAGAGAUGCGACCAGACCAGCAUCUGCGACACCUGCUUCCUUGAUACCGAGGACUGGCUGAUCAAGGAGUGGUAUCCCACGCAUACCCUGUGGUCGAACUGCGUUUGGCUCUGGCCCAUUGAUCAGGCAGCCUGGGUGGUGCGGACGCAGGUGCAGCAGGCGAAGGAUGAUGGUCUUCUUCCUGAUGACUUCAUCUUCAAGGACACCCAUGCAAGUCAAUGUAGCCGCUGGCAUGAUGACAAAAUGUGA
This is a messenger RNA of Symbiodinium natans, 1413 nucleotides long. Lineage: Eukaryota; Dinophyceae; Suessiales; Symbiodiniaceae. The record is from the annotation of a GenBank genome assembly.